Messenger RNA from Spinacia oleracea (spinach), 1965 nucleotides. RefSeq lists its product as uncharacterized. NCBI's taxonomy places the organism in Eukaryota, Viridiplantae, Streptophyta, Magnoliopsida, Caryophyllales, Amaranthaceae. The record is from RefSeq and is a predicted model, not a curated record. Bases 260 to 1555 code for a protein of 431 amino acids. The transcript has 3 exons.
AGAAGAAGAAGAGAGAGAGGCGUGCCUUCACGAUUGAGCUCCCGUUAAAAACAAAAAUUGAUGAGCUCUUAGCACGUUAAUUAACCACAUCCCAUCACUUUCACUCCCAACUUCUUCCCUCUCUUUUAAACAAAUCAAUCUUUCUACUUUCUUUUCUCCUAACCUCACUCUUUCUCUUUUCUCAUAUUUCUCUUCUGGCUUCCUCUGUUUUCAUUUUCUUCAUCCCCUUGUUAUUGUAAACCUUAAUUAGUGGGUGAUUAUGAGGACGCUUUGCCCUAAUUUUGACAGGGAAGAUGGACUUGAGACAGUGCUUGAAGUUCCUAUUCCUGAAGAGAUGUUCCCUUCUGCCAAGAAUAAAUGGCCCAAUAUGAAAUCUUGGAUGAAACCUAACCCUGGUAGAACUCCUGCUACUUUGCCUUUUGCUGAUCGUAACUCUCAAAUUCAGCUUCUUCUUGGUGUAAUUGGUGCUCCGUUGAUUCCUCUACCGAUUCCGUCCGAUCACAAGGUUACCAAAUGCAUCAAAGAUCACCCAAUUGAAUCUUCGAUGGCGAAAUACAUUAUUCAUCAGUACAUUGCAGCGAUGGGAGGGGAGCACGCAUUGAACUCGAUCGACAGCAUGUAUGCUAUGGGAAAGGUGAAGAUGACGGCAUCAGAAUUCAGUGCUGGUGAGAAUUUGUCUGUGAAUAACCCAAAAGCGGAUAAUAAAGUAGUGAAGGUUAAAGGACUGAAGAAUGGGGGUGAAGUAGGAGGGUUUGUUUUGUGGCAAAAGAAGCCAGAUUUGUGGUGUUUGGAGCUGGUUGUUUCUGGUACUAAGAUUAGUGCUGGCAGUGAUGGGAAAGUUGCUUGGAGGCAGACACCUUGGCACAACUCACACGCCUCCCGAGGCCCGCCACGACCUCUCCGGCGUUCAUUGCAGGGUCUUGAUCCGAGGAUGACAGCAAACCUGUUCACAAAUGCAAUCUGCAUUGGCGAGAAAGUAGUAAACGAUGAAGAUUGCUUCGUGCUAAAGCUAGAAGCCAAUCCAUCAACACUUGAAGCAAGGAGCAGCAGUAAUGUAGAGAUAAUCCGUCACACAGUUUGGGGAUACUUCAGCCAAAGGACAGGACUUCUAGUCCAGCUAGAGGACAGUCAUCUUCUAAGAAUAAAAACUUCAAAGAGUGAUAGCAUUUUCUGGGAGACUACCAUGGAGUCUCUUAUCCAAGACUACCAAACAAUAGAUGGUGUUAACAUAGCACAUUCUGGUAAAACUUCAGUCUCACUGUUUAGAUAUGGUGAGAACUCAGAGAAUCAUUCAAGAACACGUAUGGAGGAGAUUUGGACAAUUGAAGAAGUGGACUUCAACAUUAAAGGAUUGUCCAUGGAUUGUUUCUUACCCCCUUCUGAUCUAAAGAAAGAGGACGAUGGAUUCACUGCCGUUGUCCCAAACAGCAUAAAACCAACAACAACUAAAACGCAAAAUGCUGCAAAGGCUGCAAACACGAAAAUGAGCACUGCUAAGGUUGCUGCUGUUGAUGAUCAUCAUACAGAGAAUCUGGAUGGGAGUGAAAGGAUGUAAACUCUCAAUCUGAAUCCGAAUCAUCAGUUUUGUGCAUCUUCUGUACAUAAUGGAAUUACAGAUGAGUGAAAUGUACAGCCACGACUAACAGGAAAUCUAAGAUUGCUCAACAAAAUACUGAGCAUCAAAAUGUAUAGACCGUCCAAAUGAUUAGACCCUAUUGAUGUUAGUCAUGAGUUUUACAUAAGCACUCUGAGUUGCUAUAAUUUCCGGUAGAGGGCUUUCUUAUAGAGGCUUGUGUUUUAUGUAAGUCUUUGCCUCUCGGAAUUAAUGUCAUCAUAUAUAUUUUGAUUCACGAAUUGAGGUGAAUUAUUUUAACUUGGCUGGCAUGUUGAAUGCUCCAUGUAGAAACGUUAAAAUAGAACUAAUUUUUGUUCAUUCUUUUGCCAUAUAUAAAUGGAAUUUGAGUA